AUGGCCAGCCAAAUACCAGAAGAGGUACACAUCCGGCAUUGCAUGCUCUUUGAGUUUCGCAAGGGAAAUAACGCAACAGUUGCUACCAAAAACAUUUGCGAUGUUUAUCCAAAUGCACUGGACAUUCGUAAAUGCCAAAGGUGGUUUUCCAAGUUCAAAUCGGGUAAUUUUGAUCUUUCCGACUCGUAUCGAUCAGGAAGACCAUCAGCGUUAGACAACGACGUGUUAAGGGCCGAAGUGGAAGCAAAUCCGUGUCAGACGAUCGAGGAAUUGUCAAACAGUCUCAACAAACCUUGGUCGACCAUCCAAGAACAUUUGAAGCAGAUUGGGAAAGUAAGCAGAGCAG
Molecule: messenger RNA, 346 nt
Organism: Danaus chrysippus (African queen)
Lineage: Eukaryota; Metazoa; Arthropoda; Insecta; Lepidoptera; Nymphalidae
Source: the annotation of a GenBank genome assembly